This is a messenger RNA of Vidua chalybeata, 5594 nucleotides long. It is a transcript of the gene DCUN1D2, whose product is annotated as defective in cullin neddylation 1 domain containing 2. Gene Ontology annotation, molecular function: ubiquitin conjugating enzyme binding; cullin family protein binding; ubiquitin-like protein binding. Gene Ontology annotation, cellular component: ubiquitin ligase complex. The transcript is spliced from 7 exons. Lineage: Eukaryota; Metazoa; Chordata; Aves; Passeriformes; Viduidae. The record is from RefSeq and is a predicted model, not a curated record. Bases 1879 to 2613 code for a protein of 244 amino acids. Gene Ontology annotation, biological process: protein neddylation; positive regulation of ubiquitin-protein transferase activity.
UACAAAUUCCCUUGCUGGGUCGGGGUGGCGGGGUCGGCCGGGGCUGUUGUGGGAAGGAAGGACUCUCCUUGUGCCUCUGCAGCACCUUCAGCGCUUCCCUGGGGUGUGCGGUACAGUGUCAUUAGCGCUGGGAGAGGGCUCCGGAAACGUGGCUGAGCCGUGCCUGGAUGCGGGGUGCGCAUCCUUGUUCGGGUGCCACCAGCGAGGGGUCGUGCUGGGGACAGGAGCUCCAGAGCCGCCCCGGCCCCGGGGAAGGUGCGCGGUGCCGCUGCCGGGCACCGGCCGCGGAUGAGCGGUAGGAACCGUGCUACGUGGCAGGGUAGUGGGCUGGAGACACUUGUGUGUUUCUUAUCGCUUCAAAUAAUUCAGUGUUUCAUUUCGCUAGAAAAUAUCCGUAAAUGCCUGGCGUUAACUAGGCUUGAAAGAGGACGUGGGGUUUGCUUUGGCGUUGUUGGCAGAGUCCUCUGUUUUGAAGUGAUUAUCGCUAAGUUUGUUGCCCAGCAGAAGUUCAUGUAACUGAGGAAGAUCUAGGUGCAGAGACUCCCUUAGCUAGACCUUCAUGAAAAUUUUGAGGCAGGCUGGAAACCUGCAGCCAAAGGAUUAUUAGUUAUUUACUUACCAAAGUAUGUAGUAGUUAAAUUUUGCACGUUUUUCCUUCCACUCUAUGCAUUUCUUGUGUAAAAAGAAACCCAGCAUGUUUCUUCUUAUGUUAAAUUGAAAAAUCCUGUAUGAAAGACCAAAAUCCUUAUCGUGUUUACAUGAUGUGUUUCUUGUCUCAGUACCAUCUAUAGUCAAGAUGUCCAUAUGGGUACAAGAGAUAAAAAGUAAGCUGAAAGAUGGUUCCAUGUUUACUGCUCACUGGAUCAGGAUUCAGUUCUCUUUUAAGAGAUCUGUAAAUUUUCCAUUACACCUAAUGAUUUGAGCUGUAGUGGGGAAUUUUUACAAAUUUCUUAGCUUAAUUGGUGGCCCAGAACAAGUGUUAAGUAUGGUUUAACAAAAUUGGAAGGUACAGAAUAUAAUAAAAAACAGAGUUUGACUUAAGCUAUCUCCUUCUGCUUCUAACUUCAUGUAAAGAAUAAUGUUGAAAUAUGUUACUAGCACAUUUUCUCCCUGUAAAAUUCCCAUUCCUACCUCUUGGGUGUUCCAGAAGUUUAGGGGUAUUGUCUCCAUGUGGUUGCUUUAAUUGAGAGAAUCAUCAUAUUGAUUCCUGUAGACCCCUGCAACAGGUUUUUUGUUGUUUAAUGUGUUAGUAGUAUAACCAUAUUUUUCAAAGUUUAAUUAAAGUUUUAGAUCACAUUUACAGCAAUCUUACAGUUUCAUUGUAACAUUCAGCAGUCUCUGAUAUGUCCACUUCAUCUGUUUUAUUUUUGCCUUAUGUCUUCUGUUGGCAGUGUUUUAUAACAUAAUUAUAUGAGAAAUGCUUCUGCCUUUUUCAGCUGAUGACUGAUUAAACUUUGCAUUGUUAAUUGUUGCUAAGAAAAUAUUAGGAAAACUCUUGGAUAUUUUUUCUCCAUGUAUGGACUUAUACAGAAUUUGAGAAUCUAACAGAAAAAAACGUCAGCAUAUGUGAGCAAUAAAGCAGAAAUACAAGUUUGUUACUGACAGAAUAUGUGCUGCUAAAAAUGUAUGUAUAGAUACUGUCAUUUCAAUUUUCAGAAGAAAAUGCUGUCUAUUUAACUGCAGAAGAACAAGGCUUUGUCUUCCUGUAAUUCUGAAGUGAAAGUUAUCAUCAACAAGAAAACUAAAACCUUUAAAAGAUAGGCAUUAGUAGUAGAAUGCUGAAACAAACUUCUGGAUUAGCUUCAUUGGCUUUCCUGCUUCUUUUGCAUCCCAAAGCAUAAACUUAAAUCGUCCCAGAAGGACAAGGUCCGCCAGUUUAUGGCAUUUACCCAGGCUGGUGAAAGGACUGCUAUAUACUGCUUAACACAGAAUGAAUGGAAACUAGAAGUGGCAACAGACAACUACUUCCAGAAUCCAGACUUGUACUACAAAGAAUCCAUGAAAAAUUCAGUAGACAAGAAGAAAUUAGAACAAUUAUAUAAUCGAUACAAAGACCCACAAGAUGAAAAUAAAAUUGGCAUUGAUGGGAUUCAGCAGUUCUGUGAUGAUUUAAGCCUGGACCCAACCAGUAUCAGUGUUCUGGUUGUGGCAUGGAAAUUCAGGGCAGCUACGCAGUGUGAAUUCAGUAAAAAGGAAUUUAUUGAUGGCAUGACAGAGUUGGGGUGUGACACCACAGAAAAGCUGAAAGCUCUAUUGCCAAGGUUGGAACAAGAGCUAAAGGAUCCAGCAAAGUUCAAAGAUUUUUAUCAGUUUACUUUUAACUUUGCUAAAAAUCCUGGACAAAAAGGUUUAGAUCUAGAAAUGGCAAUUGCAUACUGGAAUUUAGUCUUGUCAGGAAGGUUUAAAUUUUUAGAUCUUUGGAAUAAAUUUUUGUUGGAACAUCAUAAAAGAUCAAUUCCAAAAGAUACUUGGAAUCUUUUGUUAGAUUUUGGAAAUAUGAUUGCAGAUGAUAUGUCCAACUAUGAUGAAGAAGGAGCAUGGCCUGUUCUAAUAGAUGAUUUUGUGGAAUAUGCACGACCAGUAGUCACAGGAGGAAAACAUAAAACUUCCUAACCCCAGAUUUGUUGAUAUGGACUAAAUGAACUGCAGUGGGUAAUGAAGAUUUGUUAGCUGAUAGCUGCACACUGGUGCUGGUUUCAGUGGCUGAGAUGACAUUCUGCAGACAAAACUGAAAUUCCUCCUUUCUGCCUAAAGAAAAUGAUGACGGACAUGUGGACACUUCAAGAACAAACUCAGAAGAUCCAAGCUGUUUGUAGGCUAUUGGCUUCAAUUAUUGUACUGGUUGUAUCAUAUAGGAUGUAGAUUUUGCAUGUUUUUAUACUUUGGAGAAGUUUAACUAGAGGCCAUUUUAUUAAAGUUUUGACAGCACAGCAUGCCAUUCAGUUCAUAAUCCAAAGUGAACACCAGCAGUUACAUAAAUAAAAAUGUAUUAUAUUGUACUUAUAUUAAAAGCAGUAUUUGUGGUAUAUAAAUUAAAUCCAUAAAUAAAACUUAUGCAGUAUGUUGUAUUUUUAUAAAAGUUCUGUGGAUCUGUCUUGCUACAGAAUUGUAAAAAAACCUCAAACGAAUGAACAUAUGCUUUUUUUGUUUUUAAUUUAUUGCCAGAAUGUUACAUCUGUAUUUUCACAUCCUUGAUGUAUACAGUCAUCACAUCCAGCCUUUUGCUUUCUCCCAAUGAAUUUGCCUUCCUCAUUUUUCUUCUUGAAGUGCUUGGACAUGUAACAAUAGCAUUGCUGAGGACAGGCUGCUGCUCUAUGCUGUGUUGCAACUCCAGCUUUUUUUAGUAACCGUUUCAAAGCAGACAUUAAACAACCAAAGAUGCUUUUAUAAUUCAUGUUUAAUUACCAUAAUUCAGUUAGUCUCCAAUUAUGUAUUUUAUUUAUUUUAAUAAGGAACUGGUGGACUAUGGAUUUUAUUUGUAGCUCAAAACAUAUCAUAAAUUCUAGGUAAACAUAACGUAGUUGCAAAUUCAUUUCCUGGCACUUCUCACAGAAAAUAGAUGCAAGUAAUCCCACAGACUUAACUAGUUGGCUUCCAUGGUGGAGAAAUAGUUAGGGGUAAGGAGACUUUAUAUUUAUGAUUAUAAGUAUUCAUGCCUGUGACUGUGUUGUUCAUUCAAUUAUAUUUAAGUCUUCUGUUUCUCAUCAGUGUCUUCUGAUGUCUAAGCACAAAAAAGUUUUACCAGAAACUAUUUGGCGUGUCUUCACACAGGGCUCUUGCAAAUGCUACCUCAUCAAAAUGAGUGUGUCAUAGCCACUGUAAAAGUUUGUUAAAAUGAAGAGUUGCUAGAGAGUAUGUACAGCUAUGAUCAAUAUAUUUUCUGUAUUUAAGGCUGAAUAGAUGCAAGAAUUUUGGAGAAAAUAGUGCAUUAAGUUAUAUAAAUUAUAUCUGUUUGGAUCAUUGAAGUGUUGCAUGACAACAGACUCUUUUAUUUUGUAGUUGCCAGGGUAUAAAAGCUUACAAUAUUCUCUUAAACUCUAAUAUUUAGAGUUUCAUACAAGCAUUAUGUCAACACAACCUGCAAGGACAAGUGUACAUGCUGUAUACAGAGACUGCCUUUGUUCUUCAACUUGCUAGAAUUUCAGUUGUGCAUGACGUUUAAAAAGCAAGAUUAGGGAAGAUUUCAACAAAUUAGUGAUUUUUCUCUUAGUAAGAGCCUAGCAAGCAAGAUACAAAUACCCAGUGAGUGGUUUGUUAUGCAUAUUUGUCUUUUUUUUUUUUUUUUUUUGGAGUGUUAGCCCUGGCCAAACAGCCGCCAGGUGUCAGCGUCUGAGCCUGCUGCUGCGUGGUGCUCCUGUGCAGUUAGUUACCCACUGAGGUUAUACCAAAUUUCUGCUUUCUGACUGCAUCUUUUUAGAAAGGCAUUUGUGUACAUAACUCCAAGUAUUCUACAGAAAUCAGCAGAGAGCUAGAAGUAGUUAUACUGUUUUUACUGCAUUUGAUUUAUGUACACCUCCUCCCCAAAGCUAGCCAUUUCUAUAUCUGUCCCACAGGCUUUGCAGAAUGUGUAACAUCUUACAGCAUCAAUUGCAUUUAUCUAGCCAGAAGCAGUGGAAUGCUUGUUCCUCACACAAUUGCCACUUAAAAUAUAUAGAUAAAAUAUAAAUGACCAGAAGUAGCUUAAUUUAUUGGUAUGUGAUGUAACUGAAGUUUCAUAGCAUUAGAGCUUGUGAAACAUUUGCUCAUGAUGAGAGCUCCAUCAAAUCAUUCUGAUGAACCUUCUACCUUUUAGAAUAAAUAGAGCAUAAAAAUGCAUGUGAGUUGAGGGUUUUUUCCCUUGUUAAUCAGAGCAAGAAGGAAGGGGUGCUUAGCCCAGGAUUUGGUGUGUGUGUGUGUGUACAUAUAUAUAUAUAUAUAUAUAUAUAUAUGUACACACACAUUUAAAUCUCAUUCCUGGGGGGAUCCUUCAUGGGUGACAGUGGAAGACUGGGCAAAAUACUCCAGAGAUAGUAGCUGGUCCUUGUGAGCCAGUUUUUGAGGUUUGCUAUGCUUUUCCUUUUUCUUUUGUUCUUCCUGGUUCUCUACCCAUUUUAAACCACAGGUGAUUUUUACAUUCCCAUAUGAAGUAACACCUUAAUACUUGAACAGUCGUAAAAAAAUGCAAAUAAGCUGCUUUCACCUCACAAGUUUGUUACAUAUUUUAAUCAUUUGCUGCUGUCCACAGUUUCACUUUACAGGGUACUCUGACUUCCAUUUUAAGUAAGCUGAUACAGUGGUAACACCUAGGCUACUCAAUUUAUAAUCCUAAAUGGUACGGAUGUCUUCAAGUUGUUCAGUGCGUACAGUAUUACUUCACAGAUAUGCUGUAUGUAUUUUUAAACUUGGUGCCAAGUUGUUUGGUUUGAAACUGAGCCAUAGGAUUUGUACUUGCCAAUUUCUAAAUUUAAAUGUAAUUUAUCAUGUGUGUCAUGCCAAGGAGAGCAAACCUGCAGGCAUCUGCUUAUUCAAUGCACCUGGGAGAUUUGCUGCUGAGUAAGCUGUACAUGUGUGUAUAUUUUUUGGCAAUGGAAAAAGGAAUAAAUGGACUGUCAAAG